UGCCAACUCUUAAUGUGUCGUCGUAAUCGCCCCUUGCUGCUGCUGUGCUGCUUGUCAGAACGAAGUUGUUGAAAUAUCGAAAUAUUUAGCACAAAUACAAUGUUCACUGAUGAUAACCUCGUGGACUGUAUCUGAGAACAAGCAAACUAGAACUCAAUCAAAAUGUGUCCCUGUCUUUCUUUGAAAUUACCAAUCCAUCCCCUGGAAAACACCACUUCGUAGGCUCUACCUUAACCUUUUAUGAUGUAGUCAAAAUUUAAUGAAAUGCGGAAAAAGGACGCUGUUGCCUGUGCUUUUGUGGUGCUCUGUGUUUGGGUCUUAAUGACAUCUUUUCUAUUAUUCUUUCACCCUCUCAGUUCUUCAAAAGAUUACAAGAAAGACGCAGAAUUAGAGGAAAGACUUAGUAAAUUAGAAUCCACCUUAAUAGAAGAAGCGCAUGUACAUGACUCUUUAAUCAACCAUAUUCAAUCAUUAAUUAAUAAAAAAGAUGGAAACAAAGGAAGCAGUAGUAAUAAUAUUCUUCAAAAAGUUAAGAGUGCUGUAGACACGUUUGAGGGAGGGGACAAUACUGGUGCUGCAGAUUCAUAUGUACCUGAUCCACCAGAUCCAGAAGAAACUCAAUACAAUUCAGAAGUACAAGAUGAAAAUCAGGGAGCAGAUGGCACUCUGAAGGAGCCAGUUAUUGCAAUUUUAGUUUUUUCCUGCAAUCGUGUCACAGUCAACAGAUGCAUAGAUGGACUUUUGCGAUUCCGACCAUCCAAACAGCAAUUUCCAAUCAUUGUUUCCCAGGAUUGUAUGCAUGCUGCAACUGCAGAUGUUAUUCGCGCCUAUGGGGAUCAGAUCACAUUUAUUCAGCAACCAGACCAGAGUGACAUUCCUAUUCCACCGAAAGAAAAAAAGUUUAAAGGUUAUUUUCGAAUUGCAAGACACUAUGGAUGGGCACUUAAUCAAACUUUUUUUUCCCUGAAUUACAAUUCUGCAAUUAUUGUUGAAGAUGAUCUGGAAGUAGCGCCAGACUUUUUUGAAUACUUUCUUGGCACUCAUGAACUUCUCUUGAAAGAUCCAUCAUUGUGGUGUGUCUCAGCAUGGAAUGAUAAUGGGAAGGCUGCAUUAGUGGAUACAUCACACCCAGAACUUCUUUAUCGCACCGACUUUUUCCCUGGACUUGGGUGGAUGCUAACUCGCCCAUUAUGGUCAGAACUGUCUAUGAAGUGGCCUAAAUCGUAUUGGGAUGACUGGAUAAGAGAUCCUGGUCAAAGGAAGGGUAGGGCUUGUAUAAGACCAGAAGUUUCUCGUACAAGGACUUUUGGGAAAGUUGGGGUCAGCAAUGGUCUCUUUUAUGAAAAACAUCUUAAAUAUAUAAAAUUAAAUGAUAAGCCUGUGCAAUUCACAAAAAUGGAUCUGAGUUAUUUACACAAGGAUGUAUAUGAUGUCGAUUUUGUCAAGAAGGUUUAUGACAGUCCUAUUAUCUCUUAUGAAGAAUUAAAGACAGGAAAAAUCUCAUUUGAUGGUGAUGUCAGAAUUCAGUAUCAUACCAAAGACAUGUUUAAAAGAACAGCCAAGAUGCUUGGUCUCAUGGAUGAUUUUAGGAGUGGGGUGCCAAGGACUGCUUAUCGGGGUAUUGUUACGUUCAUGUACAACAAACGAAGAGUGUAUUUGGCACCAAGUGCCAAUUGGAAAGGGUACAACAUCAAGUGGAGCUAAUCAUUGACUGAAAUAUCUUUGAGUGCCACUCUCUUUGAAUUUAGGUUACUAAUUUGCUGCUGUGCACAACCUGGUGAAAAACAAGUGCUUCCCUUAUCUUUUUAUGUGUGGCCUCACUUCCAAGCAUUCUUUUGUUUUAAAUGUUAGGUUCUUUAAUGUAUUUUGGAAUUUUAUACUCCAAUUGUUUUGUUAAGUUGACCAAUGUUGAUCUUUCCGCUCAAUGUUGCAUAUAUAUUAUAAAGAAUGUACACCACAGAAGUGUGCAUAAAUUGACUUCUGUUCAAACUUUUAA
Frankliniella occidentalis (western flower thrips) is the source of this 1996-nucleotide messenger RNA. Its product is annotated as alpha-1,3-mannosyl-glycoprotein 2-beta-N-acetylglucosaminyltransferase. Gene Ontology annotation, biological process: protein N-linked glycosylation. Gene Ontology annotation, cellular component: Golgi apparatus. The record is from RefSeq and is a predicted model, not a curated record. The coding region runs from base 265 to 1704 and encodes 479 amino acids. Gene Ontology annotation, molecular function: alpha-1,3-mannosylglycoprotein 2-beta-N-acetylglucosaminyltransferase activity. The transcript is spliced from 11 exons. Lineage: Eukaryota; Metazoa; Arthropoda; Insecta; Thysanoptera; Thripidae.